AUGGGUUCACAAAUUUCAACUCCACAAAAAAGUACCCAAGUGGUUGACCCAAAGGUUGCCAAAACACUCGAGUUAAGUACUCAAGUGGUUGGCCCAAAGGUUGUCAAAACACUCGAGUUAUUUGAACACGAAAAUGUCAAAGAACAUUUUACGAAUUUAUAUAAAUAUAAAGGUAAAGUUAUUCACGCAAUUUCAGUAGAUUAUCCAGAGACAGGCGAUAAUUCCAAAACCAAAAUUGCGGACAGGCAUACAUAUACUCAUGGAUUUGUCUCUGCCAUUCAUGAAGCCUAUAAUCUUCACCAACAUCUUCGCCUUAAACCAGAUGACGUAUGGCUAACUAUUGCUCAGGGUGUUAGCGAACAUAUCAAUCUCAAUGCUGAAAAAUUUCGUAGUUAUUUUGUUGAACAUGAAGGAAAAAAAUCAAUUAAAGUUUAUGCUGGUGAUAUUUUACGUUAUACUAACAGCCGUCUUGAAGGUGAUUGGCCUGAAGUUGUUCAUCGCCUUGAAAACGCAACUUCGGAGAACAUCGAAAAAAUGGACCUUCCAAAAAUUCUAGAGUGUGAUUUCUCAACCAGUACAAUGGCAGCGAAAACAGCAAGUCGUGUCAUUCUCUUAGAUGCAUUAAAACAAUACUUCAACUACGAGAUCGUUACUAGAUGUGGUAUUCCAAAAGUGACUUUGGAAGGAACUCUAGAAGACUGGGUUCAUAUUCAGGAAAAAGUUGUAAACCUUCGUAAUCUUGGUCUGGAUAUGGAUUUUUGGCUUGAUCGUCUUGAGCCGGUUAUUUGGAAACUUGUCGCCACUUAUCGCGGAAAAAUCGACGAAAAAUUCUGGAGUAAAGUGUUUUCAAAAAAGGGUGGUGGUCGAUCGGGUAGGCCAUCUUAUUGGACUGGAUGGAUUACAGCAUUCUUCCCAUAUGAUAAACUUAGUAGAAAAAUCACAACAAAUAAAAUAAUAACCACUGGUAUACCGGAUGGAAGAGUUAACGUGCCUUUCGUUACUGACCUAGAUCUAUAUUUGAGUUUUUCUGCUGGAUUUUUGGGUGCCAGACAGGAACUUGUUGGCAGUGGAGACGAUGCUGAAGUUUAUGUUUCUCCUUUGAUUGGGUGGUUUGUUGUUGACCGAGACAAAGAUGAAAAAAAUAAUUCGAAUUAA
This is a messenger RNA of Ambispora leptoticha, 1155 nucleotides long. NCBI's taxonomy places the organism in Eukaryota, Fungi, Glomeromycota, Glomeromycetes, Archaeosporales, Ambisporaceae. The record is from the annotation of a GenBank genome assembly.